Aureobasidium subglaciale EXF-2481 is the source of this 1545-nucleotide messenger RNA. RefSeq lists its product as uncharacterized. Gene Ontology annotation, molecular function: carbohydrate:proton symporter activity. NCBI's taxonomy places the organism in Eukaryota, Fungi, Ascomycota, Dothideomycetes, Dothideales, Saccotheciaceae. Gene Ontology annotation, cellular component: membrane. The record is from RefSeq and is a predicted model, not a curated record. Gene Ontology annotation, biological process: transmembrane transport; carbohydrate transport. The transcript is spliced from 2 exons. Bases 1 to 1545 code for a protein of 514 amino acids.
AUGGUCAGUUUCUUUGGAGUCACAGGCAAGGCCCUGUCGAUUGCUCAGAUCGCGCUGGUGGUUGCACCAUCGUUCAUUCUGUUCGGUUACAAUCAGUCUGGUCUUGGUCCGUUGCUCUCUGAAGACAACUGGAGACAUCAAUUCCCUCUCAUCAACACGGUCGACUACAAAGGCGAGGUCAAGGCCCAUCACGCAACUCUCCAGGGUCUCGUUAUCGCAACAUUCACACUUGGUGCGCUGAUCGGCGCAUUGAGCUGUAGUUACACUGGUACUCUCCUCGGAAGACGAUGGGUUAUCUUCAUCGGUGCUCUCUGUACACUUAUUGGAGAGGCCAUCGAGUGUUCUGCCUUCGAACUCGGUCAGCUCAUUGUUGGCCGUGUCAUUAUCGGUCUUGGUGUCGGACAACUUUCUGCUACCGUCCCUGUUUGGCAAUCGGAAUGUUCGUCUGCCAAGAACCGUGGAAAGCACGUUGUCCUUGACGGUAUGUUCAUUUCGUUCGGUUAUACGCUCGAAUCCUGGAUCGAUUUUGGUUUCUACACGCUCAAGACUGGAUCCGUCACCUGGCGUCCUCCGAUCGCUAUUGCUUUACUCUUCUCGCUCAUCGUUCUCUUCUCGAUCUUCUUGUUCCCCGAGUCUCCUCGUUGGCUUCUUGCACAGAACCGUGGUUCGGAAGCUCGUGAAAAUUUGGCUGCUCUCAAGGGCCUGCCGGUCGACUCCCCAGAGAUCGAAGCAGAGUGUGUCGGUAUCGAACUCUCUCUUGAAGAUUCGUCCAACAAGGCAGCUUCAUUCAAGGACCUGUUCAGCAUGGGCGAAGACAAGCUCGCUUACCGUUUCGGUCUCUGUAUCCUGCUUCAAUUCUUUCAGCAGAUGUCCGGAACCAACCUCAUCUCUGUCUAUGCUUCCACCAUUUUCCAGCAGGGUCUCGGCAUGAGCAGCUACAAUUCUAAGCUAUUGUCUGCCGGUACUCUGACCUGGAAGUUCCUGUCAUGUUUCGUUGCCUUCUUCUGCAUCGAUCGUUUCGGCCGUCGCGUCUGUUUCAUGGUCUCCGGUGGUGGCAUGGCUUUGUGCAUGGUCGCUCUCGCUGUCGCAACAUCUUUCCCUCACGACAACUACGGCGCAUCCGUCGCAGCCGCCUUCUUCGUCUACCUUUUCUGCUUCUUCACUCCCAUCGGUUUCCUCGGUGCCAACUUCCUGUACUGUACCGAGGUCGCACCCAUCAGACUGCGUGUCGCCAUGGCAUCUAUCUCCACUGCCAACCAUUGGCUGUGGAACUUUGCAGUGGCCAUGAUCACUCCAGUAGCCAUCAACAACAUUGGCUACAAGUACUACAUUGUCUACGCUUGCAUCGGUGCAUGCAUUCCCGUCACUGUUUACUUCCUUUAUCCCGAAACCAAGGGACGCUCGCUGGAAGAGCUCGACACCAUCUUCAAAGACAGCCCUUCAGUAUUGGGCACUGUCAAGUACGCCAAGUACAAGCCCAUGAUGGCUCCCGAGGAGGUGCCUUACAGCAAGACAGACGAUGUCAACUUCCAGGAGAAGGUUUGA